AUGGCCUGGCGCUGGACCCGGGCGGUGCUGGUGCCCGGGUUUCCAAGCAGGGUGCAGCAGGUUCGUGGACACUUACACUCUGCCAGCCUGCAGAAGUUCUUCACAAACAAGACACACAAGAAGUACUGCGAAAACUGCGGUAAGCCGAGCGCACUUCUUUUGGAGCGCUGUUCUUACUGCGGAGAGGCUCUUAGUGACUCGCAAAUCGCUGCAAUGGGUCGGGAUCCGCUGCUGGAGGCAGUUUUGGAUGCCGGGACUUCAGACUUCGACGAGCUGUAUCGCUCCUUCGAACUGUUGGUGCUGAAGCACCGCUAUCCCGUUGGCAGGGAACACCUCUUGGUGAUGCCCAAGGACACUUGUUACGACCUUCGACAGCUGCGGCGGCGCCAGGUGCCCUUCUUGAAGAAGAUGUAUCAGAAGGGAAUGGAGUGCCUUCGGAGCCUGUGCAUGUUGCCCGAGGAGGCACCCGACCCGCCGGUGGCCUGCGGCUUCUCCUAUCCAGCUGACUACAACCACCUGCACCUUCACUUGGUUGCGGCGCCCUUCACUCGCCUGGAGCUAUUUGCCAGGCGGCGAGGAUAUCCACACUCGGACGUCCAGCCUUCUUUAUUGCCCGUGUUCUAUCCGCUGCCCGAAGUGGAGGUGCAGCUGCAGAAGAAGGGAAUCGUCCGGCCGCAUCCGGCACUGGAUUUAGCAGGUGAGGAGGCGCAGAGUCAGUGGAUCUCCCGGCUUGACAGCCAGGGUCGCCAGGGAUGA
Molecule: messenger RNA, 756 nt
Organism: Symbiodinium sp. CCMP2592
Lineage: Eukaryota; Dinophyceae; Suessiales; Symbiodiniaceae
Source: the annotation of a GenBank genome assembly